Molecule: messenger RNA, 2967 nt
Organism: Carassius auratus (goldfish)
Lineage: Eukaryota; Metazoa; Chordata; Actinopteri; Cypriniformes; Cyprinidae
Product: von Willebrand factor A domain-containing protein 5A
Exons: 22
Coding region: 159-2576 (805 amino acids)
Source: RefSeq, a predicted model, not a curated record
UCAAAAUGAACGAAUCGUUCAAGAACGACACAUCACUAGUUUCCUUCAGUUUCUGAACUCUACACAUCUCUUCCUCAGUCUCCUCGACAUCCUUCAGAAAGUCAUCUUCUGAUUUACUGAGUCGCUGAAUCACAGAGUUUUUAAAGGCAAGCAUCAUCAUGGUGAACUGCUGUGGUCUCGUGUCUGAAAAAAACCAACCAGUUCCUCUGAAGAGUAUCUCGGUGGAGCUGCAGGUCCGGGAUCACGUGGCCUCCGUCAGCUCCUGUCUGCAGUAUGUGAACGAGGAGGAGCGUCCGCUGGAGGCCGUGUUCGUCUUCCCGCUGCCCGCCGACGCCGCGGUCUGUCACUUCAGCGCCAGGAUCGGAGAGCAGGAGAUUGUGGCCGAGGUGCAGGACAAACAGAGUGCGCGGGAUCAGUAUGAUGAUGCUGUGAGCUCGGGCCAGCAGGCGUUUCUGCUGGAAGAGAGCGAGGAGAGUUCAGAUGUGUUCAAACUGAGUGUGGGCUGUUUGUCUCCGGGUCAGAAGGCCUCCAUCACCAUCGUCUACAUCAUUGAGCUCAGUGUCCAGGCCGAUGACGCGCUGCGCUUCUGUCUGCCCGCUGUACUCAACCCACGAUACACACCUGCAGUUUCAGCGGCUGGUGUUCCAGAAGUUUCCUCAGCAUCAGUUAUUCCUUACACUCUGUCUCUGAGUGUUGAAGUGAGAUCUUCAGACCGUAUCUCCAAACUCGAGUCUAGCUGCCCUCUGGAUCCUCUGGAGUUCCUCGACGCGCAACACACUCACGCCAAGGUCAAUCUCAGUUCUGGUCACCGGUUCGAUAAGGAUGUGGAGCUGUUUCUGUAUUAUGAGAAUUCCCAUCAUCCCUCUGCUGUCGUGGAGGCAGGAGCGUCCGUUGCUGAGUCAGGUUCUCUGAUGGGUGACCCAGCGCUCAUGAUCAGUCUGUACCCAGAGUUCCCUGCAGAUGUGAUGUCAUCACUGGCGUCUCAGGGCGAGUUCAUUUUUGUGGUUGACAGGUCAGGCAGUAUGGGCUGCAAGAUGCAUCAUGGGAAUGACGCACAGAUGCGCAUCGAAAGUGCAAGAGACACGCUGCUGCUGCUGCUGAAGAGUCUGCCCAUGGGAUGCUACUUCAACAUCUACGGAUUCGGAUCUCGCUUUGAGUCCUUCUUUCCUCAGAGUGUUGUGUACAGCGAGGACACGAUGGAAGAGGCUCUGAAGAGAGUGAAGAGCAUGAGGGCAGACAUGGGCGGCACAGAGAUCCUACAGCCGCUUAAACACAUCUACAGUCAGCCCUGUUACCCAGAUCACCCUCGACAGCUGUUCAUCUUCACUGAUGGAGAGGUGUGGAACACUAAGGAGGUGCUGGAUCUGGUGAAGAGUCACGUUUACUCUCACAGGUGUUUCUCCUUCGGGAUCGGUGAGGGUGCGAGUACGGCUCUCAUCACAGGAAUGGCCAGAGAAGGUUCUGGUCACGCUCAGUUCAUCACAGGGACUGACCGCAUGCAGCCCAAAGUGAUGCAGUCACUCAGGUUUGCUCUCCAGCCGGCCGUGGAUAAUAUCUCUGUGGACUGGUCCGUUCCCGAGGGUGUGACGGUGGACAUGCUGUCCCCAUCCAUCAAUACUCUGUUCCAGGGUCAGAGGGCGCUCAUCUACGCUCAGAUUAAAGGACAGAGUUCAGGACAGACUGAAGGAUCUGUAACUCUGAAAUACAGGCUGAAAGAUCAACCGGUGACUAACCAGCUUCAGUUUACUCUUAAACCAGCAGAGGACACAGGACUGACGAUCCACCGGCUGGCGGCCCGGUCUGUGAUCCGCUCUCUGGAGCUGCAGGAACGAGCCGGAGGAGCAGACAUGGAGAACAUCAGGAGAAGGAUUGUGGAGCUCAGCGUUCAGGCCGGAGUGAGCAGUGCUCAUACAGCCUUCAUCGGCGUUAAUAAAGACAGCAAACAGACAGUGAAAGGACCGCUGCUGCAGAGGAGAGUGCCAGUAGCACGUAUGAUGGGUGCGUUUGGUGGUCCUGGUAUGAAUAAGUGCGUAGGAAUGGCUCCCAGAAUGAUGAGACGUUCUCCAAUGCAAUGUGACAUACAAUCGAACCGCAUGAGGAUGGAAUGUGAUUCUGUCUCAUUUAAAAAAGGAAUGGCUCCCAGAAUGAUGAGACGUUCUCCAAUGCCAUGUGACAUACAAUCGAACAGCAUGGGGAUUGAAUGUGAUUCUGUCUCUGAUGAUUGUUAUGAGGCAGAAGCUGAGCCCCAGAAGGACCCUUUGCUCCAGCUGAUCUCUCUUCAGAAAGCUGCGGGAUGCUGGGAGCUCAACGCCUCAUUGGCUGCUGUGUUUGGGAAGACAGAGGACCAGGUGACCAAUCAGAAAGCAGUACAGGUGGAUGGGUCAGUGUGGGCCACCGUCCUCGCCCUCAUCUGGUUAUAUGCGUUUAAAUCAGAUCAGCAGGUGGAGUGGCAGUUUGUGGCCAUGAAGUCGGCAUCAUGGAUCCGCUCUCAGAAACCGAAUGGCCUGUCUCAGUGUGUGUGUGAUGGGAACGCUCUGUUGGGAUGUCAGGUGACUGAAGACAUGCUGGGAAUCUGAAGACUGCAAAUCCUGUGUUCUGAGAAGACAAAAAAUCUCGUAAACAGUUGUGUUGUUUCUGGUAUAAGAUAUGAACAGUUUUUUUAAGCAGUGGUGUUUUAAGUGUAUGUACGUUUCAGGACCUGUCCUAAAAAUUAUUUAUGUCUUGCUAUUUUUCAUAUUUUAUCCAUUACUUCAAAUUUAGUGUUUUAACCGCUUCUGCUCGAAUGCUAUUUUGGGUUAGGGGUUAGGGUUAGGGCAUUUAGCUAGGGCAUUUUUCUUACCCAAAUUCAAAAACUUCCCAUACCCACAUGCAGUGGUGUACAUACAAAUGUUUGGUUUCAUUUUACAGGAAACCAUUUGAAAUUACAUAAAACACUGUUGAAAUUAAUAAAAGUUAUUUUAUAUGUUG